Messenger RNA from Lathyrus sativus (Indian pea), 675 nucleotides. Lineage: Eukaryota; Viridiplantae; Streptophyta; Magnoliopsida; Fabales; Fabaceae. The record is from the annotation of a GenBank genome assembly.
AUGCAUGUCAUCUGUUCUUUCUUAGCACUGCUUGCUAUAAUACAUGGAAUUCAAGCAGUUGAUUACACUGUCACCAACACUGCUCUCUCAACUCCAGGUGGAGUGCGUUUCCGUGAUGAAAUAGGAGAUCAAUACGCGACACAAACCCUAGACUCCGCGACACAAUUCAUAUGGAAAGUGUUACAAGAGGAAAACCCUACCGACCAAAAAGACGUGCAGAAGGUGAGUCUAUUCAUCGACGACAUGGACGGAGUUGCGUUCACAAGCAACGACGAAAUUCAUGUGAGUGCAAGAUAUAUUAACGGCUACACCGGCGAUGUGAGAAACGAGAUAACAGGAGUAUUGUACCAUGAAAUGACACACGUUUGGCAGUGGAAUGGAAAUGGUGCAGCAAAUGGUGGAUUGAUUGAAGGUAUAGCAGAUUACGUGAGAUUGAAAGCAAAUUUUGCACCAAGUCAUUGGGUGAAAGAUGGACAAGGAGAUAAAUGGGAUCAUGGCUAUGAUGUUACUGCUCGUUUUUUGGAUUAUUGUGAUGGUUUAAGAAAUGGAUUUGUGGCAGAGUUGAAUAAGUUGAUGAAAAGUGGUUAUAGUGAUGAUUUCUUUUUUCAGCUUUUGGGGAAGACGGUUGAUCAGUUGUGGACAGAGUAUAAGGCAAAGUAUGGCAAUAUAGCUUAA